AUGGAGAAUGAAGAUGGGUAUAUGAUGCUGAAUUUCAAGAAUGGUUGUAAAUCCAAGCAGAAAUCUAAAGAUUUCUCCCUAUAUCUACAAUGUUAUUGUCUUCUGCUCAUAUUUGGAUGCAUUGGGAUCCUUAUUUUCAUUAUGACAAUGACUGACCUAUUCUGGCGUGAAAAAAUGGAUUUCUCUCAGAAUGUAAAUAUCAGCAGUCUAUCAGGUCAUAAUUAUUUGUGCCCAAAUGACUGGCUGUUGAACCAAGGGAAAUGUUACUAUUUUUCAACUUCUUUUAAAACGUGGAAAGAGAGUCAACGUGACUGCACACAGCUACAGGCGCAUUUACUGGUGAUUCAAAAUUUGGAUGAGCUGAAGUUCAUACAGAAGAGUUUAAAACCUGGGCAUUUUGGUUGGAUUGGAUUACAUGUUACACGUGUUACAUCCCAAGGAAACCUAUGGAUGUGGAUAGAUGAACGCUUUUUAGUUCCACAAUUGUUUUCGGUGAUUGGACCAACUGAUGACAGGAGCUGUGCUGUUAUCACAGGAAAGCAGGUGUAUUCUGAAGACUGUAGCUCCACAUUUAAUGGCAUUUGCCAGAGAGAUGCGAUCUUGACACACAAUAGAACCAGUAGUGUGUAA
Saimiri boliviensis boliviensis (Bolivian squirrel monkey) is the source of this 630-nucleotide messenger RNA. RefSeq names its product killer cell lectin like receptor F2 (gene KLRF2). The record is from RefSeq and is a predicted model, not a curated record. Lineage: Eukaryota; Metazoa; Chordata; Mammalia; Primates; Cebidae. Gene Ontology annotation, cellular component: plasma membrane.